AGCCGCCGCCUCCCACAUUAGGACGGACGGGUUUGUUUCCCGUCUCCUGUCACAGAGGGAGAGCCACCGAGCCGGUGUCGGUGCUGUCGGACAGGCUGGGACAGCUCAAAAACACGCAGGCACCAACCGCAGGCGAACGCCAAGAGAACCGGACCGACCCUUUAAAAUACCCAGCAGCAAAAAUGGAGCAAAAACCUCUUCAACGUUUCAAGGCGAGCGCGUGAAGUUGGAAGUUAACUUUACCUGAAGUUGCUGUCGAGAUGAAGAGCCGCACUUCGUAAGCCGAGCGGACAAGAUGGGCAAGUGGGAGCUGACCAUGAAUCCAGUGCAGGAGUGGGGUGAGGAGAAGGAGGACGGCGUCGUGUACGGGGUGACGCUGCGCCGGGAGCCGGACCCGUCCUCGCCCGGCCCCAGCGAGACGAGCUCCUGCUGCGGUUUUGUCCAGUACAGGACCUGCAAGGUGCGGCGUCUCAAGGCCGCCACACUGGACUUGCUCAUAAAUCACCUCCUGGACAGCAGCAGCAGCCAGGACUUGGACUACAGCCGGAUCUUCCUGUCCACCUACCGGACCUACACCAGCACCACGGCGCUCAUAGAGCUGCUCUUCCAGAGAGACAGCACUUCUUCAGAUGUGGACAACGUGGGUUACUGCAGGAGCCUUCUGUUGACAUUCAUCCAGACGUGGUUGGAUGAGUACAGCGAGGACUUCAGGGACCCUCCGCUGCACCCUGCUCUCUGCCUGCUGCUGGAUCACCUGAGGAUCAGCUCCGCCGUGCACGGCGGCAUGCGCAGCCAGCCGAACUUCUGCUCACUGGCCGGACAAGCCGAGGAGCUGCUCAGAAAGUUCCAGAAAGACGAAGGAGCAUUGUUGAAUGUUGCUGCUGGUCUUGAUCAAGGGGAGGAAGAGUAUGCCAGUGAGGAUUCAGGAUGUGAAACCUCUCUGGAUCAGGGCAGCAUCAUGGAUUUCUCCGCCUCAUCCAUCGCUGAGCAGCUCACUCAAAUGGACUCUGCCCUGUUUGUCAAAGUGGUGCCCUACCAGUGUCUGGGCUGCGUGUGGUCCCAGAGAGACAAGAAGGAAAACAUGUCUCCCACGAUCCGAGCCACCAUCACGCAGUUCAACGCGUUGACCAACAGGGUUAUCGUGUCGCUGCUCUCCCAGUCUGCAGAACCAGCUAACGGCUCCUCUGGGUCGCCUCCUACAACUCCAGCCCAGAGGGCUCGCAUCAUUGAGAAGUGGAUCAAAGUGGCACAGGAAUGUCGUCGCUUGAAGAACUUCUCCUCCCUCAAGGCCAUCCUUUCUGCCCUGCACUCGAAUGCUGUUUACAGGCUGAGGAAGACCUGGGCAGCUGUCAGCAGAGACAGCAUGGCCACGUUCGAUAACCUCUGGGAGACGUUCCCGGACGAGAACUGUGUUCUGACCAACAGAGAGCUCCUGGUGGAGGAUGGAAGCCAAGCCAAUGUGGAUAAUGUUUCUCCAAAGUUAAGCAAGAAAUGUCAACUCCGGCAGAUGAGUACCUCAAGUGCAGUGGUUCCUUACCUGGGCACCUUUCUGACCGUCCUCACCAUGUUGGACACGGCUCUACCCGACACCACAGAGGAUGGACUUAUAAACUUUGAGAAGAGGAGGAGGGAGUUUGACGUCCUGUCACAGAUCCGCGUGCUGCAGGCGUCCUGUUCCCAGUACGGCCUCCCCAAACAUCCCAAAAUCUCCGCUUGGCUGCAUGGACACAGACUGCUCACAGAUCAGGAGAGCUAUGAAAUGUCAAAGCAGCUGGAGCCUCCGGUGGACGCUUGUUCACCGAAUUCCUGGAGCAACCGCUCUAUCACAAAGAAACUCUCCUUCUUCAGGUCGGUGAGUGAGACCGCUAAGAAACUCCCAGCUGACCAGAUCAGCGUUUCAUCCUCUGGAUCCAGUGGAUCUGAGAUGGAAGAUCUUUCUUCCCCAAACGCAACAUGUUCUAUUAAACUACAGUCCUUCCACAGCUCCUACAACAACGUUUCCGAGGUCUUCUCUUCCUCCUCCUCUUCCUUAUCCACCCCUUUCCCCUCGGCGGCUUCCUAUCUAGAGUCUCCGUCUGGUUCCCCGUCGGACUGCGGCUCUGACCUCUGCGGUACAGACCCGGCCACCGCUGCCGCCCGACCCAGUGCUCACCCGUCCCCCCACCACAAGCGCUCCAUUUCCAUGACGUCCCUGCCCAUGUACAACCGGCAGGUCUGCGACUCCUGCAUCAUCCGCGUCAGCGUGGACCUGGGACUCGACAACGGCAACAUGUACAAAAGCAUCUUGCUGACCAGUCAGGAUAAAACGGCCCAGGUGAUCCAGAGGGCUUUGGAGAAGCAUCACCUGGAGCACAUGAACCCGCAGGACUUCACCCUGUCGCAGAUCAUGUCGCAGCAGAAAGAGUUGCUUGUGCCGGACAAAGCCAACGUCUUCUACGCCAUGUCCACGACCGCUAACUUUGACUUCGUCCUGCGCUUGUACCACAAAAGCCAGAAGCAGCCGCUGAGAAAAACCGCCAGUCUCAGCCGUUUCGCCAGGUGAGGCCCGCAAGCCGAGCCGAUUGGAUAGAUCGGUUCCUGGGAAAACGGGCUUCGACUCAUAAAAGCUUCCCAAACUCUACGGUUCGUUGCUUUGCACCAAAAGGGAUGAAAACAGAAUGCGCUUAAGGAAGCUUACCAGAUUCUGACAAGAAAAAAAAAGCACUUUAGUGACGGAACCUAAAACUCCUUCAUCAGAUUGCUUCCUGGUUGGAAGACUGCUGGGUGUGAAGUGGCUUUUCCCACAGAGAUUUCAUGUGAGCGCUGAUUCAAUUUGACUUGCUAUUCAUCAUAAUGACGUGUGGGAACACACCCUUGUACGGGAAGCACGUGCCAACGUAUUUACACAGGAAAAGGAAAAAGAAAUAACAGUGACAAUUGCACGUUUCCCGACUGAGUUGGAGUCAUUAAAAGGGAUUAAGACUUAACCCAAUAAAGGGUUAGAACAUCUGCCUUUGUCCGACGUCGAUGAGUUGGAUGGCCUCAGAAAUGCAUGUGGAGGAUGAGCUCUCCGGUUCAUGGUGUACCUGUGAUGGUUGCCACGAGCAACUGGCAGCUCUGACUGGAAGGAGGGCAUUCCUGUGGCAGGGAUCAUGACGGCAGCGGCGAAACGUUGACGUUCUAGAUCUGUACUCCCAAUAUACAAAAUGAAAGGAAGCCUUAAACUAGCGGUUUUCUUUUUUUUGUGUUAGUUUGUCUUUUAGACUUUUCAAAGUUCAAAAUUUUAUAACGUUUUGUAUUUAUUUUGCCUCCACUGUGAUUGAUUCACCUUAACCGCACCUUUGUUCGAUGAGCACAUCUCGAUGACUCAUCACUUAGCAAGCUUAUCUCUUAAAUGGCAAAAACAUUGCUUGUUUAAAAAAAAAAAAAAAAAAAAUCCGACACAGAGUUUAAAAUGUUCCCGUUAAUGCCUUUGUAAUUAUUCUUUUUUUUUUUGAAUGUUUCAAUAUCUAACACUAUAAAAAGUCUGUAUUUAGUUAAGCUGUAACUAAACAAACUGACCCAGGAUUGAAGUUGUGCUAAAACCAGCUAACCGUUUGAUUGUGUUGACGGAAUUUUCCAGAAAGUCACGUCGGUCGAGGUGACGUCAAGAUCUUCGGUUUUGCAGAAGGGCAGCAAAGACGAACCGGAUACCGUAAACACACAUGUAUUAAAUCACGAGUUUCUUUCCUUUGAAAGCCUGCAAGUUGAGAGGUUUUCAGCCCUGAGGGGAGAAACGGCUGCUGUGGGAAGAUAAUGAACAGGCUUUUCCCUGCCUUCCACUUCCCACAGAAGCUGUUUCUGGAAAACACACCUCAGUGUAACGUGUUCCUGCACAUGACACCUGAAGCCACAAAGUUUUUUUGUUUUUUUUUUCCUGUAAAACUUAUCAUAUAAUUGUUUUAAAUUACCAAAGAUGUUCCAAACAACAACAAAAUAAUUUACUGUUUUUAAUUCAGAAUUUGAUACGCAUUACCAGGAUGUAUUAAAAGCCAUUAAAUAAAAAUAAAAAGUUUCCAACCUGC
This is a messenger RNA of Xiphophorus couchianus (Monterrey platyfish), 4043 nucleotides long. It is a transcript of the gene rgl3b, whose product is annotated as ral guanine nucleotide dissociation stimulator. Gene Ontology annotation, biological process: Ras protein signal transduction. Bases 296 to 2542 code for a protein of 748 amino acids. Lineage: Eukaryota; Metazoa; Chordata; Actinopteri; Cyprinodontiformes; Poeciliidae. Gene Ontology annotation, molecular function: guanyl-nucleotide exchange factor activity. The record is from RefSeq and is a predicted model, not a curated record. Gene Ontology annotation, cellular component: plasma membrane. The transcript has 18 exons.